AUGGCGGCCACAGCGGUGGUGAUGCUGACGUCACCGCUCCUGGCCGGAGCACUUUAUCGGGGCGAGGCGCAAGGGAUGCCCAAUUGCGACAUCAUCUGUGGCAACAUGAGCGUGCCAUACCCGUUCGGCAUGGGCCCGGCAAGGUGCUACUGGCCGGGGUUCAACCUCACCUGCGACCGUAGCAGCAACCCGCCGCGGUUGCUGCUGGGCGACGGCUCCCUCCAAGUUCAAGACCUCUCCAUUACCAUGGCGACAUGGGUGGACGCCAUAUAUAUGGGCGACAUAAAAGUCGACGGCAACGGUGAAGGCACGCUCCGCGGCGGCCUUACGACCGACGGGCCCUACACGAUUUCAUCCAACAAGCUCAUCGUUGUGAGCUGCAACGUUCAGGCGACACUCAAGAAUGGCGAUGUGACCGUAAGCAGCUGUUCUUCUAUCUGCAUAAACGGUGAUGGACUCUCCGAGGCACGAUCCACACUCGAAGCAGGCAUGCAAUGCUCCGGCAAUGGCUGCUGCCAGUCAGACAUCGUCUUCGACCCUGCGGAGGUAGCGGGAAGGCUUGUCAACGGCACGUCCUACAGUGUGCAGCUCAAAUGGUUUGGCUGGAACCGCAGCGCCGACCAGCAGUGGCCUGCGCGCGUCUUUGUCGUGAGUCACGGCUGGUUCAGCCAUACACCGGCCUUCCUUGAGCUAUUAGGAGGAGACACACCCGCAUCAGCGGAGGCAAUGCAAGUUCCCUUAUGGCUGAACUGGGAGGUCGUUGGCCAUGGCGCACAAUGCUCCAACGUCUGCAAGAGCACGCACAGCCACUGCAAAAAGGGUAAGAGAGGCUACACAUGCUCCUGCAAAGACGGCUACGAAGGGAAUCCCUACAUCAACGGCGGAUGCAAAGAUAUCGACGAGUGCAAGGAUGAAGUGUACGGCAAGUGCUAUGGUCAUUGUAAAAAUUUGGAUGGGUCAUAUGAAUGCCGGUGUCCGCCAGGAACCCAUGGCGACCCUACCCUGCCCGGUGGCUGCCUCAGUUCCGUCUCAAGUAACUGCAGGACGACCUGUGGCGACGUAGAUGUGCCGUACCCAUUCGGCAUUGGCUCUGCCGAUUGCUACUGGCCAGGGUUCAACCUCAUCUGUGAUAUAAGCCAACAACCACCAAAGUUACUCAUCGUUCUCCAGGACCCCAGCGACCCUGACAUCGGCAAGGACUGCUCCAUCCAGGUCAGGGAGAUCUCCCUCCGAAACAACACAGUGAGCGUCCUCCGCAGCAACGCCAUCAGCCGUAUCGAACCCACCGACUCAACCAGUUUUUUAAUGUUUGGCAACUACUCGGAGGCGCCCUACUCACUAUCGACUAGCAACGAGUUCAUCCUAUCAGGCUGCAACCUUCAGGAACAAGUCCAGAUCGGAGAUGGCCCCGAGGAUUUCAUCAGCGGUUGUGCCUCCUUCUGCUCCUCCAAAGUUAGUGACACCAACGUCAAAACCGCGCUGCGUCGUACAGGCAGAAACUGCAACGGCAUGGGCUGCUGCCAGGCGCAUAUCUCCAUGUCCUCCAAUGGCUUGCCUACGGCGUGGAUGUAUCAAAAGAUCAACAAGAACGGCGACCAGGAGGCGACAUUGCAGCCCGCAUACAUGCUAAUCGCAGAGGAGGGGUGGUUUGAUCAGCGGCGGUUGUCCAAGGAUAUGGCAGGGCGGGAAGAAUCCGAAACGGACAAGGUGCAGGUUCCCCAAGUUCUGCAAUGGGAGGUCGUGCAGGGCUUGCCGCGACCAGCUGACAUGAAGGCGCACCCAGGCUGUCCAGCGGAGGUAGCCCUCGAGCUCUGCAAGAGCAAGAACAGCUACUGCAAACGAGGGAGCAUAGGCUAUUUAUGCCAGUGCAUGGAUGGCUACCACAAACCUGGCAGCAACCCCUACCUUGACGACGGAUGCAAAGGUGGCCACAAGCCUUUAUCUACAAGUAUAUACCUCGCCAUAGGAGUUGCUGUUGGGGCAGGCAUCAUACUAUUUGUUGUUGCUGGAUCUUUCACACAUAAGAAAUUCAAACAUCGAAAAGCACAGAUGUUGAAACAGAAGUUCUUCGAGAAAAAUCGUGGACAAUUGUUGAGACAAUUGGUAUCACAAAGAGCUGAUAUUGCAGAAAGAAUGAUUAUAACCUUAGAUGAGCUUGAGAAGGCAACAAACAAAUUUGAUAAGGCCCGUGAGCUUGGUGGUGGGGGGCAUGGUACAGUCUACAAAGGGAUCUUAUUAGAUCUCCAUGUUGUGGCCAUCAAGAAACCAAAGAUGGCGAUUCAAAAGGAGAUUGAUGAGUUCAUUAAUGAGGUUGCUAUUCUAUCACAGAUCAACCAUAGAAAUGUUGUAAAACUCUAUGGAUGUUGCCUUGAAACAGAGGUCCCCAUGUUGGUCUAUGAGUUUAUAUCCAACGGUACACUUUAUGAUCAUCUUCAUGUUGAUGGGCCAAAAUCGUUGUCAUGGAAUGAUAGGCUACGGAUAGCAAUUGAGACUGCCAGAUCUUUAGCCUAUCUUCACUCAACAACUUCAGUACCCAUCAGCCAUAGAGAUAUCAAGUCUGCUAACAUACUUUUGGAUGAUACUCUAACAGCAAAAGUCGCAGACUUUGGAGCUUCAAGAUAUGUUCCGGUGGAUAGAUCAGGAGUCACAACAAGAGUGCAAGGUACAAGAGGAUAUCUAGACCCAAUGUAUUUCUAUACAGGGCGUCUCACGGAAAAGAGUGAUGUGUACAGCUUCGGUGUCCUGCUUCUGGAGUUAUUGACUAGAAAGAAAACAUUUUCAUACAUCUCUUCUGAAGAGGAAGGCCUUGUCACACACUUUUCUACCUUAUUCACACAAGGCAAUUUGUCCGAGAUAAUAGAUCCCCAAGUUAUGGAAGAGGGAGGCAGAGAAAUGGAAGAAGUUGCAGCACUUGCAGUAAUGUGUAUAACAUUAAGAGGAGAGGAUCGUCCGUCGAUGAAGCAGGUGGAGAUCAAACUCGAAGGCACUCAAGCAUCCAGGGGACAUGAGAAGGGUAAUGUACGAAACUGUCCGCCUACUGUUGAUGGAAGUAGGAGCGAAGAAUUAUCCAGGCAGUAUAGUAUGGAAGAAGAGUUCAUGUUAUCGUCAAGGUAUCCUCGGUAG
Molecule: messenger RNA, 3123 nt
Organism: Triticum turgidum subsp. durum (durum wheat)
Lineage: Eukaryota; Viridiplantae; Streptophyta; Magnoliopsida; Poales; Poaceae
Source: the annotation of a GenBank genome assembly